UAUUACAGAUACGCUGAUCCUGUUGUCAUUUCCUUUCUUCUGGAGGAUCUCUUAGCCGCGCCAUUCUGAUUUCUCUUCGAUCACACCGAUCUGCGUUCGGAAAUCUUCCUAAUUAACGGAUUUUGCAUCAUCAUGACUCUGGGCUCGGGAGGAUCUAGUGUGGUUGUUCCUCGAAAUUUCAGGUUGCUGGAGGAGCUUGAACGUGGGGAGAAGGGAAUUGGGGAUGGCACUGUCAGCUAUGGAAUGGAUGAUGCCGAUGAUAUUUACAUGCGUUCCUGGACUGGCACAAUCAUUGGUCCACAUAACUCUGUACAUGAAGGCCGCAUAUAUCAGUUGAAGCUAUUUUGUGACAAAGAUUAUCCAGAGAAGCCUCCAACUGUUCGCUUCCAUUCUCGGAUUAACAUGACUUGCGUAAACCCUGAAACUGGAGUGGUGGAACCAAAGAAGUUUGGACCUCUGGCAAACUGGAAGCGCGAGUUCACAAUGGAAGACAUACUGACGCAGCUGAAGAAGGAAAUGGGUGCUACGCAAAACCGUAAGCUGGUCCAGCCUCCUGAAGGAACCUACUUCUAGAUAAAUAACUAUAUUGAUUCUUCUAUAGUUUGUUUAUAUUGCUACUUUCUGUUGGGAUCAUGUGAAAUGACAAUGCCAUGCCUUGCCCCCUAGAGUUUCAUCGGAUUGUCAGCCAGUCCCUUUUGCAUGUCCGUUCCCUCCCUUCCCCUCUCCUUCCUUCUCUUUUUCGGGUUUUCAAUGUGGUGUUCCCCCCAUCUAAUGGCUAAUGUGUAGUGUUGUUGGAUAUUUGGUUGAUGGAAGUGAUGUGUGAUAAUUAUGGAUCGAAAACAUCAUGCAGGUAUCAUCUUGAUACCUUCAAAUAUGUAUGUGUAUUAUAUUGAAGAAAUCUGUUUUUGUUGA
Andrographis paniculata is the source of this 912-nucleotide messenger RNA. RefSeq names its product ubiquitin-conjugating enzyme E2 variant 1D-like. Bases 133 to 573 code for a protein of 146 amino acids. Gene Ontology annotation, biological process: protein K63-linked ubiquitination; DNA damage tolerance. The record is from RefSeq and is a predicted model, not a curated record. Gene Ontology annotation, cellular component: nucleus. The transcript has 4 exons. NCBI's taxonomy places the organism in Eukaryota, Viridiplantae, Streptophyta, Magnoliopsida, Lamiales, Acanthaceae.